Messenger RNA from Polyodon spathula (Mississippi paddlefish), 1402 nucleotides. RefSeq names its product putative defense protein 3. Gene Ontology annotation, molecular function: oxidoreductase activity, acting on metal ions. The record is from RefSeq and is a predicted model, not a curated record. NCBI's taxonomy places the organism in Eukaryota, Metazoa, Chordata, Actinopteri, Acipenseriformes, Polyodontidae. The coding region runs from base 74 to 637 and encodes 187 amino acids. The transcript has 5 exons.
CAUUUUCCACUGUAAAAUGCACUUAAACGAGAGCUAAAAAAAAAAAAAAAAAAAAGAAGAAAAAGAAAAAAGAAUGGAGUUUGUGAGCCAGACCUUGUUUAGUCUUGUACUACUGUGUUUGAGCACUACGGCGUACGCAUAUGGAACUGGAGCCCCUGAUACUGCGUGCAAUUCAAUGAAACCUUCGCAUGGUGUAGAUGCCUUAACCACCGCUACCCCUUACAAAUUACAAGUCUCUGGAAGCACCUAUAAACCAGGACAAACUAUUACAGUGACAAUAAACGGAACGGAGUACAAAGGAUUCCUCCUGCAAGCCAGAGAGCCUGAUACUUAUAAAAUCGUUGGCACUUGGCUGAGCCCUCCAAAUAACACCAAACUUGUAGCAUGUUCCGGUUCCAAUGCUGUUACUCAUGCCAAUAACCUGCUAAAGACUGGGUUGGUUUAUACUUGGAUGGCACCACAAUCCGAUGCUCCGAAAAAAGUUGUAUUUCAGGCUACAGUGGUCAAGGUUAAAGCCGAAUUCUGGAUGAACAUUAGUUCUUCUGAAUUUCAAUUAGAUGGGGCCACAUCUGGACUGAAAUGCAGUGCUUGUGUUUUGUUCUCUCUGUUGACAGUGUCACUAAUUCGUUCCAUCUGAUGCUCCCCAUCCUUCAACACAUGUUUAUACAGUGUGUGCAUGUGUAGAAAACCUGAGACAUAUUCCAAACAUUUAAUUUAGUUGGAUUUUUUAAUUUAAAUACACAGUAAAUUGUAAGACAUAUUUCUCUCUCUCUCUCUCUCUCUCUCUCUCUCUCUCUCUCUCUCCUCUCUCUCCUCAAUUUAUAUAGAUAAACACAUACAUUCCUGCAUACAUUUGAAGUCCUCAUUUUGCUGGUACUAUAUCUAUGUGUUUGAAAUGUCCUGCUGCUGUGUAUAAUAGCAGAAGUAUGACUCUUAAUUUCACUGAUUGAAAGGUUCAAAGACCAAAGAAAUCUGCUGGCCUGUCAUUGAAACUGCUGUACCUUCUAGGCAUGUAAACAAGCUGAAAAGCCAGUAAUGUCUGCUUCCUGAUGCCCAAAAUAGUAACUAGGGUAUAAUGGAGUAACCCCCCAGGACGGUGGUAUGCAGUUAAACAUGAUUGGGGGAUACUGCUGCUUUUUAAAAUGUAAUAUUAUGUCUGAGCCUUUUUCUACAGCCAGUUGAAAAUCAAAACUUCUCAGGAAUUUGUACACAUUUCCUUUGCACUACUUAUUUUUGUAACUUUUUACUAAAUUCUAUUUUUAUUGAGAAAAAAAAAACAACCUAUAAAUGCCAUAUACUGUAUAGAGACUGUAUUUGGAGAAUGUCAUGCUGUUAACACUAAUUACGUUUGCAACCUGUAACUACUGGUAAUGUACUUUGCUUAUUAAAAUUGUAAAAUAGA